AUGCAUGAUUGGGAGCCGUCACACCUCGUCGUGAUCGUGGUGCGGUGUGAAGCAAGCGGCAGAGAGCCACCCACGCCUGAGUGCAUGGCCUUAAGCCUCGCGUACGUGGGUGAAGUCUCGAUAAAUCGCAGACGGAAUCCGCUAAGGAGUGGGGUGUACACGACCUGGUCUUGUGGGAAUCGCAUCGGCGCCAACACAACAGGCUUUGUGAGUGAAAUCGUGCAGCCAAACGGGAAGUCGAGUGACUUCCACACCCUGUGCAACGCAAUGGAGGGCUCCUUGCGCGACGGUGACGGCGGAACACCCCCAGAGCACUCCUCCGGUGCACUUGCUCCCGCAGCCACUUCACCUCCUACAGCGUCCACGGAGGGAAACUCUACCAUCUGGUCCACGGGCACAACUGGGGCAACGGCGUCGACAAAUGACGCAAUGUUCCCAUAA
This is a messenger RNA of Trypanosoma grayi, 441 nucleotides long. RefSeq lists its product as hypothetical. The transcript has a single exon. The record is from RefSeq and is a predicted model, not a curated record. Bases 1 to 441 code for a protein of 146 amino acids. NCBI's taxonomy places the organism in Eukaryota, Euglenozoa, Kinetoplastea, Trypanosomatida, Trypanosomatidae.